Molecule: messenger RNA, 1266 nt
Organism: Verticillium nonalfalfae
Lineage: Eukaryota; Fungi; Ascomycota; Sordariomycetes; Glomerellales; Plectosphaerellaceae
Exons: 4
Coding region: 1-1266 (421 amino acids)
Cellular component (GO): mitochondrial outer membrane
Molecular function (GO): ATP hydrolysis activity; ATP binding
Source: RefSeq, a predicted model, not a curated record
AUGGCCGAUCGAAGAAAGGGUCUUGGCGACUUUGCCAUGGAUAUUCUUCUCGUCUUUGGCACCAUGGCUGGUGCCAUUUACCUAGGUCGGAGCUUCCUAUCAUCACUCGAAACCACUAUGGCCGAUCCUGAAAAAGAAAAACAUGAAAGAGCAAGAAUAAGAGCGCAAGAGCAUCUUGAGAGAUUAAGGAAAGGAAAGCGCAAUGGAGGCGACGAUGUCGAAGAGAAUCCCGGCGACAAUGAAACGCAGCGACGAGGACCGAGGCCUGAAGAUCUUGUGCUCAAUGAGUACGAGAACAUGGUUGCAUUGGAGAUGGUGGCUCCUGAAGACAUACCCGUCGGCUUCAAUGACAUAGGAGGCCUAGAAGACAUCAUUGAGGAGGUCAAGGAGUCGGUUAUCUAUCCUCUGACCAUGCCUCACUUGUACGCUCACGCCGCUCCUCUCCUUUCGGCGCCAUCUGGUGUGUUAUUCUACGGAAGCCCGGGAUGCGGCAAGACUAUGCUGGCCAAGGCUGUUGCCCGUGAGAGUGGCGCUUCUUUUAUCAACCUGCACAUAUCAACCAUGACAGAGAAGUGGUAUGGAGAUUCGAACAAGAUUGUGCGAGCAGUCUUCUCCCUGGCACGCAAGAUGCAGCCGGCUAUUAUCUUUAUCGAUGAAAUCGAUGCUGUUCUUGGCACCCGCCGAAGUGGAGAGCACGAGGCGAGCGGCAUGGUCAAAGCCGAGUUUAUGACACUCUGGGACGGUCUCACGUCUGCCAAUGCGUCCGGGACGCCGGCGCAGAUUGUUGUAUUGGGCGCGACCAAUCGCAUGCAGGACAUAGAUGAAGCCAUUCUGCGGAGGAUGCCGAAAAAGUUCUCCGUGCCGUUGCCCGGCAAAGAACAACGGCAAAGGAUCCUUCAGCUCAUCCUGCGGGACACCAAGAGGGAUGCGGAGCAUUUUGAUAUUGAUUACCUCGCCAAUGUCACGGCCGGUCUGUCUGGGAGCGACAUUAAAGAGGCCUGCCGCGACGCUGCCAUGGCACCAGUUCGGGAAUACAUGCGAGAGCACCGUGCCAGUGGUAGGGCAGCGUCCAGUGUCAACCCUGCGCAUUUCCGAGGCGUACGCACGGAAGACUUCUUUGGACGGCUCGGCGGGGGUCAAAUCCUCAUGGAAAAUCACUCUAGGGAAUCGGCGAAGACGCAUACCUGGCGGCCAUCGCCGCAAGAAUACGAGGACAUGGUGGAAGAUGUGGACGGUUCAGAGGAGGAAACACAGAAGCAUCGUUGA